Molecule: messenger RNA, 714 nt
Organism: Amborella trichopoda
Lineage: Eukaryota; Viridiplantae; Streptophyta; Magnoliopsida; Amborellales; Amborellaceae
Product: cytochrome c oxidase-like protein
Biological process (GO): mitochondrial electron transport, cytochrome c to oxygen
Cellular component (GO): mitochondrial inner membrane
Molecular function (GO): enzyme regulator activity
Source: RefSeq, a predicted model, not a curated record
UACUUUUUAGAGAGAGAGAGUAAAAGUGCGCAGGUAAGAUUUGUAUCCGAAAAUAAUUUGGGGGAAACCGUUUAGAGAGCGAGGGAAAGAGACAGGGAGGGAUGGCUCAGGCUUUGUGGAGAUCUGGCUUUCGAGCUGCACUUCGAAGAAGCGGACAGGCGCAGGUUCCUCAAAAGAGGAGCUUCGCUUCGUCAGCCCAUCAUGAUGAUACCCAUGAAGCUGAGAAAUGGGAAAAGAUAACAUAUCUUGGCAUCGUCACCUGCACCGUGCUCGCUGUAUACAAUCUAUCCAAGGGUCAUCCUCACUAUCCUGACCCUCCUCCAUACCCCUACCUGCAUAUUCGUAACAAGGAGUUUCCUUGGGGCCCAGAUGGUCUCUUUGAGGGGAAAAAGCGCAGCAAGCAUUAACAUCCUUUGCUAAUGGAAGUAGGAUGCGCCAUUUCAUCAGCUGUUCAGGCAGAUUAUUGUCUCAUGUUUUUGCCCUUUUCUUAUUUCUUGGAGUUGCUCUGUUUUCUGUUUCCACAAUAAGGAGAAUGCUGCUACUCUUUGAAGGAAUUUUCAUUUUCAUUCUUAUACGUUUCUUGGUGUGAUGGGAUGUUAAUAUUUGAUUUGACACUCGCCAUGCUUUGCUUGACGUCAAUAGGUCUCGCUCUUUGAUUUGACACCUCUCACAUUUUGCUGGUUGACAAUUGCUAUCUAAGGGUUUUUUUAGAAA